Messenger RNA from Caenorhabditis sp. 36 PRJEB53466, 5123 nucleotides. The record is from the annotation of a GenBank genome assembly. NCBI's taxonomy places the organism in Eukaryota, Metazoa, Nematoda, Chromadorea, Rhabditida, Rhabditidae.
AUGUUGGGCGUGUGGAACUCGAUCUACUUCCGUCGCUUCGAUAAAGACGAUCGAGUUGGGAUCGACGAGGAUGCGGAGGAAACUGAGGUACGUAUGCGCCUUUAAUUCAGGGCUUCCCCCCCUCUAAUUACAUGUUUGGCUUCGUUUUCGUCUCCAACUGUUCUCUGACGUCUAAACACCUCUCGUAGUAGUAGUAUUAUUUGUUUUUAUCUGCCAGGCUUGCUCCGAUAUCCGAUUGUGUUCUACAUUUAUUCCAAUUUCCUGUCAUGAAAGGAAUACGCGUUAUAGUUGUUUAGUAGACAUGCUUGGAAAUUUCUUAGGACACGAGUUCAAUGAAUCAUAACUGCACUUGCCCAAUAAUGUAAUUCCGAUCGAAUCAGGUCAGUAUCAAAUUGAAACAAGGUGACGAGGAAGCGAAUAAAUAACUACAAACUUGAUUAUUCACAAGUUGUCAAAGAUCAACAGAGGCUGUAAUUUGUGUGGAAUGUGUGUGAGCUAAGCCGCUUAAAGCUCACACAUUGGUCACGAGGUUCGAGGAGCCUUCUGGCUAUUCUUGAGUUGUUCACAGUUCUGACAAGCACUGCAGAAGUCAUUUUGUGUCAAUCUAUUCCUAUCACCAUUUCACAGAAACCGCUGCAAUCUCUUUCACGCUCGAAUCUUUCGUCUGUACGCUUCGAAUCCCAAUUAUCCGUUGUUCUCCUCAUUUUGUGCGUACAUGUGUGUCGGACUUUUUUGCUUCGACCAUAAAUUUCCCUUAUUUUUUCUCUCAUUUCGAACGUUUCACUUCAAAUGUCGCUCAAAACGAUCAGAUUAUGCGAAUGUGCGUGGAUGGAGGGUUUCAGACGACGAAAACAGCUGAAAUUUGCGGCCGGAAACAAUUCUCACACUUUUUUUCAAUUUUCGCCAAACUCGGCCAGACUCUGCGCGGGAGAUUGGAUUCUGCUCCCUCCGUAUCCGGUCAAUCAGCUCAAACCACUAUAUAAUAGUCUACAUUGUCGGUUUUUUGAUCACGCGGCGCAAAAGCCGUUUUGAUUAGUCCCCCCCCCCCCAUUUGUCACAUUUUAUCAGCAGAAGAAUUUUUGUUUGUUCGUUCUUGCAAACUUCUUCUUGCAAACCUACAGACUUCCGAGUUCUAUGGUUCAUUGGAGAGACAAACUUUUUCCGUCUGAAUUAUUUUUAGCCAGCUUCACUGAUUUUCACGCAAACUCCUUUGUGAGCAGGUAAGAAUCACACAUUUUGUGUUCUUCCAACUUCUAAGACCCAUAUCUCAAGAACCAAUGAUCAUUUCCAAAAACGGUCAACUAAAAAGUUGUUUAAAAUUUCCCGCUGAACAUUUUUCUAACAGACAGUUUUGUACCAAAAUGCUCCAUUCUCAAGUUAUGCGCCUCUUUCUGAUCAGUACCGGUUUUAUCGGUUUUCAAGUGAAAAUCCGGUAGUAACCAGUGAAAAUUGGCAAUGAAUCGGUGAAUUACUUUUCAAUUUCAGUGACAUGCUUCUUUAUAGGUGAAAUUAUCAAAAUUUCCCGUAUUUUGAGUGAAGAAAUGCGAAACAUUUGGGAUUUUAGUAAUGUUUGAUCAUUCCGACUGUUCAAACGCUCAAAAUACGCAAUUUUUCGUCUCCAAACCGCCAUUUUCAAGCAAAUUUCUUAGUUUUCUCGGAAAUAACAGAAAUUUUCUGAAAUCUUCUCCGCGCUCGUCAGAAAUCACACAUUUGCGCUGAAAAUCUCGAGUCUGAGGGGCAGGUGAACAAUUUUUGGACUCUUGGCUCAGACUUCAGUCACGCCAGUUCAAUAUUUUCCACACACACACACACACACGCAAACUCUCCCAAGCGCACAUUUUUGCUUUUUCUGCACAACUUGCAUCAACCCCACAAUUUACUUUGAGCUCUUCAUCUCUUUUUGUCAUUGUUUUCCGGAACUUUGGAGCCUACAACAUUCCUGAAAAUUCGCAGAAAAUUGAGAAAAUGAGGGCAUUAGGCCUACAAAUUAAAACUUGAUUUAAUCUGAUUUUGCGCGAUUUUUGCCCCAAUUUUCUUGAAAAAACGCCGCGUGACGGAUUUUCGCCGUUUUUCGUACGGUAACAUUAAAGGCGCAGCAUUCGAAUUGCGGAAAUUUCGGCAACUUCGAAUUUUCGUCAGUUUGUGCGCAAUUUUCUCAAACCGUUCGGGGAACUGGCAAUUUUUUCAAAUUUCCAGGGACUUUUUGUGAACGUCGCCAAUAACAGAGUUAAUAACGCGGUUUUUUCGAGAAUUUUCAGAAAAAUUAACAUUUUGCUGAUUUGUACCGGAAAAAUCGUCGAAAACACCUAAUUCUCACGUCGUUGGCCUAGAAUUUGAGAAAAAUGGAAAAGCGAUUGCAGUAGAGCGCGCUAGCUUUGUUCUGGCGUUUUCUAGGCCACGAGGCCACGUCACCAUUCCUGCUUCCCUCCCAUUUAGUUUGUUUUUCUGUGUGAUUUGUGUGGACCAAAUGAAAUUUCACCUGGGAUAAUAGCCUGAUAAUGCGCUCACAACAUGCUACUGCUGAUGCUAAUUUCCCUUUUUCACUCGACAAUAACACAUUGGUGUCUGGUUGGAGAGCGACUGAGUCAUUCGGCUGCUCGGGAGCACGCAAUUGUGCUCCUUUUCCGGGCGGCUCCAUCCAUGUUCUUGGCUCUCUUUGUCCGCACAAAAGUCCGCACGUCCUUUCUGUAUGCUCGGCUCCGCAUCCGUUAGAGCUCAAUCCUUUAAUCCUUUCGCUUCGGUUCAUCAGAUCAACUCCAUUUCCCGAAAUAGUCAUGGGAAAGGAAAACGACUGGAAAUUGACUCCCGCGCACUUUUUCAUUCAUUUUCCCACCCCGAUUCUAGAAAAGAGGGCUAAUUAUAACGUGUGUGUGUGUGUGUGUGUCUUGUGCCCGAGACUAUUUGAUUCUUGAAAAAAAGGUUCGUGCCCAAAGUAUAUUUCCAUCGAACAUACAAAGUUCGUCUAGACCUUGUCAGCCUAAAACCGCGUUCCAAAUCAAAUUACUCAUAUUUCAUGAUUUGUGUGUGCAAAUAUUUUCAAGGCAGCUCGCCUACAAUCAACCCGCAAUUCAGUGCCCAAGACCCCAGGGGGGGCUGGCUGAGAAAAGGAACUAGAUACUGAAAAGGGAAGGAAAAUUGAGAGAAGAACAAAGACGAAAACAUGUCUGCUCAAUGUCUCUAUCUGAAAUACCGAGAAUCCUUUGUUCCGCUCCUCCUCUUGAUUAGCCGACUGACUGACUGACUGACUGAGAGAAACGAAUACAAGAAUGCGUUCGUUAGCGUGCACUCACCGGCUGAUUGACGUGUGCGUCAUUGAGUCAAAGUCGAAGAACACCUGCUGCUUCCGUGACGAAUCCCUGCUUUUCAUUGUCACUUUUUCACAUUCCACUUCUUUUUUUUCUACGCGCUUCUCCGGUUCCGGUUAGAGCUUCUUGGGUCUUCAAACGGUACUAUUUCACACGUUUCAUCUGACUAUGAGCCUGGUCGAAAUCUGUAAGUUAUCUGUAAAGUUUGACUCAUUAGGAUUCAGUUGGCAGUACAAACACUGUACUAUGCGCGUGAAGCAUAUAAACAACUAGAAUGUCUAUAAAGGAAGUGAGGUGAGAUCCGCUAUCCGUAUUCCAUAAAAUGAUGUGCGUUAGAUCCCUAUAACUUCAAUUCAUAGAACAUGGGAUUCCUGGUUCUGUUCUCAGGUACAAUGAAGGGAUGAACAGAUCCGUUUUGACACCACUCAUCCAGAACAGAGCCGAUCUCUUGAUCCUUGAAUAGAUCCCUUGCCAUUCCACUAAUGAACGCCCCAUAUAUUCUGCUGCCUUCUCACUUUCCAGUCUAGAACCCCGCGAGUUCUUUGAUGACCUCCGCCUCCUUUUGCCCCCACUUCUUCGCCGUCACUUCCCCUCCACUUUCCAAGUCCCAAACUCGAUUACCGUCCGUCUCCCCGUCCUCCCUUCCAUUCCACGUCAACCUUGGCGGCGACAAGACCAGAGACCUUCAGUUCAAAACAGGGUAACGGUUCCGCGCGGCAAAUUGAUCUCCGCGGAAUCGGCGCGUGGAAGGUACGCGCACACCUCCGUUGUGCGGCAAAACCGAAUGGGGGCGGAGACCACAAAAGGGAACAAUUGUAGUUGUGUGGUCGGAUUAUAUAAGAGCUCAAGCUCUCAUGGAAAAAUCUCUAGAGUGAGUGAGUGCCCCAAUUCAAUUUGCCGGUCCUCUAAGAGCUUCUUCUUUCUCUUUCCUGUGUCAGUUAUGAGGAAGUGAGGAGGGUCCCCCCGGGCCUCACAAAAUGAUGUCAUUCCCAGAAGUGCUCUAAUGAAUCACAACGUUUCUUAUCAGGCUUCUUCCUCUGUUUUCGUCACCUUUGCUGAUCUCAUUCUCAAUUUCCGACUUAUCCUCAUACUCUCUUCCACUUUCAGAUGCUCCUAGAACACGCGCUCCUCUACAUCGCCGUGCCGAUCAUUAGCUUCAGCCUUCUCGUCUACAUUUUCUACAUUUUGAAGCGAAGACAUCGAAGUGCGAUGAACAUUGGCUAUCCGUACCCGCCCCCGCAGAGAGGUACAUUCAAUUUAGUCGUUUGAGGUAAAAACAACACAAAACAUCGUUUCAGGACCGAUUCCAACGGCGCCGGUUGACGAAGAAGCGCCGCCGUACGGAGAGGCGGUCACGUGUCGGACUGAUAAUAUUUUCGCCAUCACAGGUACUGAUUGUCUGGAUGAUGAUUAUUGGGUGUCUGCGAAAAUGAGUCAGUGCAAAGUUCGAGACCUUUAAUCUUGUUAGAGCUUUACCAGAGGACGGAAAAGUCUACGGGGGACUGGAAAUUUUGAAGCUAUAACUUCCCUCAGAAACAUUACACUUAUGAAUGUAUGAAACGCACUUGUCCAGAUUAGACUUAGGAUUAAGCUUCAGCUUAGACUUAGGCUCAGGCUUGUAAAAGAGACUCAAAACCCGAAUAUUAUCCGUUUGCAGAGCCUGACCUCUCCCGCUACUACAACUUCCAAUACGUCGACGAGUGCUAUCCUCCGAACUUUAUCGCGCCGCCGUCGGAACCGCCGCCACCGUACCCGGGACUCGAGAAAGGACCUCCGCCAUUGGACCCGAUUGUCUAUCACCGCGAUGACAUUUGCUAG